Molecule: messenger RNA, 1839 nt
Organism: Auxenochlorella protothecoides
Lineage: Eukaryota; Viridiplantae; Chlorophyta; Trebouxiophyceae; Chlorellales; Chlorellaceae
Product: LMBR1 domain-containing protein 2-like protein
Exons: 11
Coding region: 1-1839 (612 amino acids)
Cellular component (GO): membrane
Source: RefSeq, a predicted model, not a curated record
AUGGGGCUUGUGUUGGCGUCCGUAGCGGUCAUGACGAAGAGGUAUGUCGCCCCUCGGAUAUCGCUCCUGUCCGUGGCGAUCACCUGCGCGGCGUGGCUGACCUCCCUCUCUGUGAUAUCUCUCGUCCCCAUCGAUGUCUACUCCACCGUAUCUGAGCGUCCGGUCCCGGCGCUCGACAUGCUUUGGACCAUUUCGUACUGGUCCACGCAGGUCCUGACAUGGGCUUUGAUCCCCAUCAUGCAGAACUACGUGGUGUCUGGCGCCUUCUCAGUCCUCAAGCGACUGGGAGAUGCACUGCACAGACUGUGGCUCUUCUAUCUGGUAAUCAUCACCCUGUGCAUCAUUGGUGGCAUCGUGGCACUGCUGACACACCGCCUUCAGCUCUCCACCGUCCCAGCCCUGGUUGUCACCCUGUCCAAUGCCUAUGGUCUCUUUGUCAUCAUAGCCCUGCUGGGCUAUGGCCUUGUGGAGGUGCCACGCACGCUGUGGCGUCGCUCCUUCCCUGAGUCACGCCUGAAGUGGCACUACCACAGGGUGGGUCGCUCCGCCGAGAAGCUGGCAGAUGCUUCGACGGAGCUGGAAAAGGUGCUCGCCAUCGCGCUGGCCACCACACAACAGAUCUCUCGGUCGGACGCACACCUGCGCCCCCUGUCAGAUGCAGUGGUCAAGUACCUGGAACUGUACUCCCCAGUGCACUUCACGGUGCUGGGCCGGCCGCGGGUCAACAUCGAUCUGCUGGACGAGUCGGACCUCGACUACGCUUCGGAUGAGGCGGGCCUCACACGGCUCCGUGCGCGCUGCAAGGCUGCCAUCGCCCACUUUGUGGGGUGCCGCGGCGAGUAUGUGAUCAACGCGCGGCGGGCAAUGCACCUCCAGGCGGCCCUGCUGGCGGUGGCCACCUCGGCGACCAUCAUCUGGGCGGAGGCCACGAUCGGGUCGGGGCGCAGCCCAGACCUGUCCCCCUUCUCGCUCGCGAUACACACGCGCGUCGCCAGGCGGGAGUUCCUGGAGCAGCUCAUCGUGGCGGCGCCGCUGGCAUACAUGUGCGCCUGCACCUACUUCUCCCUCUUCAAGCUGGGGAACUUUGGGUUCUAUCACAUGGUCCCUGGCGCGACAUGGUCGAGAUCACUCCUGCUGAGCGGCAGCUUGCUGGCGCGCUUUGCAGCCCCGCUCUGCUACAACUUCCUGCAUGUCAUCCGUAUGAACGAGUACCUCAAGGACGGACAGCAAAUGGUCUUCAUCGCCAAGAUGGGCAGUGCUUUCCAGGAUGUGCCCAUCCUUGGCCAGAGCUUCAACACCUGGUUCCCGCUCCUCCUGGUGGUCUAUGUUCUGCUCCUGACCUUCAACCUCUGGGAGCAGUGUGCUUCCAAGUUCUUCAUCUCAGAGGCCGUCCGAUUCGAUGUGGAGCGAGCAGAUGACGAGCACAGCAGCAAGGGGCAGCGGCUGGUGCUGGCGGAGCAGGAUGCACUGCUGCGGGGCGGUGCCGUGGGCGAUGGCAUUGACCUCUUUGGCGUGUCAGGCUCCGAAGGCCGUGACCCCUCUGCAGCGGCGAGUGCAGGCAGCGACCGGCAGCAAGUGGCGGUGCAGAUGGCGAUGACGGAAAAACGGGGUCGCUCGUCGCCGCACGCCGCGCACGCUGCGCCGCAGAUUGCGAGUGCGGGACGUAACAAGGACGAUGUGGCGCGCCCUGCCUCGGAAGCCCGAAUAGAUGACCUGUUUGGUGACCUGGGGGGGCGGCGCGCUUUUACUCCGGCGGGCACAGGGCCCGGGAACGGCGAACAGAGGCUCCUGCCCCCAGGACAGACGUCCAGCAGCAGCUUCAGCUGGAAGCUGCGCUGA